Molecule: messenger RNA, 2197 nt
Organism: Lampris incognitus (smalleye Pacific opah)
Lineage: Eukaryota; Metazoa; Chordata; Actinopteri; Lampriformes; Lampridae
Gene: adhfe1
Product: alcohol dehydrogenase iron containing 1
Exons: 14
Coding region: 78-1475 (465 amino acids)
Cellular component (GO): mitochondrion
Molecular function (GO): alcohol dehydrogenase (NAD+) activity; metal ion binding
Source: RefSeq, a predicted model, not a curated record
AGGCAGGCAGGCAGACAGAGAGAGGGAAGGCAGAAGGACAGAAAGGAGGGCAGAGAGAAGAAAAGCAAGACGUGAAGAUGGCCGGGAGAGACAGGAUCGCUGAUCUGCUCAGGAAGCUCGCGAGAGCAGCAUGCAGAUGUCCGGCUCACUCCAACACAUUCCACCAAGGUGGAGCUGCAAACGGCGCCGUCCGAAGCACCGACUACGCGUUUGAGAUGGCCUGCUCCAACAUCCGGUAUGGAGAAGGAGUCACACGGGAGAUCGGAAUGGAUCUUCAGAAUAUGGGAGCUCGUAAUGUGUGUUUGAUGACGGAUCAGAACCUGGCUCGCCUGCCACCUGUUAAAGCGGUCCUGGAGUCGCUGCUGAAGAAUGGAGUCAAUUACAAGAUGUACGACAAGGUCCGCGUGGAGCCCACUGACAGCAGCUUUAAGGAGGCCAUCGCGUUCGCCAAGAACAACUCCUUCGACGCGUUUGUGGCUGUGGGCGGGGGCUCGGUGAUUGACACCUGCAAAGCAGCCAAUCUGUACGCCUGCCACCCUGAAGCCGAUUUCCUGGACUUUGUCAACGCUCCCAUUGGGAAAGGAAAGCCUAUUACUGGUGUCCUGAAGCCUCUGAUGGCAGUUCCAACGACUGCUGGGACUGGGAGCGAGACGACUGGUGUGGCCAUUUUUGACUUCGAAGAGCUGAAGGCAAAAACCGGUAUAGCCAGCAGAGCCAUCAAACCAACUCUGGGGAUUGUCGACCCUCUGCACACCCUGCACAUGCCGGAGAGGGUGGCCGCCAACAGCGGCUUCGACGUGCUUUGCCAUGCCCUGGAGUCCUACACUGCCCUGCCCUACAACCUACGCAGCCCCUGCCCCCCCAACCCCGUCAACCGGCCUGCCUACCAGGGCAGUAACCCAAUCAGCGACGUCUGGUCCAGGCAUGCCCUUCAGGUGGUCGCCAAGUACAUGAAGAGGGCAGUGAGAGACCCAGAAGACAUGGAGGCUCGCUCCAGCAUGCAUCUGGCCAGUGUGUUUGCUGGAAUUGGCUUUGGAAAUGCAGGAGUGCACUUAUGUCAUGGGAUGUCCUACCCCAUCUCUGGUAAUGUGAAGACAUACAGGGCAAAGGACUACAACGUGGAUCACCCUGUGGUACCUCAUGGCCUCUCUGUGGUCCUCACAUCUCCAGCAGUCUUCAACUUCACUGCCCCCAUGUGCCCAGAGCGCCACCUUGAGGCUGCACAGAUCCUGGGGGCGGAUGUGAGCCAGGUGAAGAGGGCAGAUGCUGGCCCCCUGCUGGCGGACACGCUGCGUGACUUCCUGUACGAGCUGCAGGUGGAGGACGGCCUCGGCGCGGUGGGAUACGGGGCGGAUGACAUCCCAGCACUGGUCAGAGGAACUCUGCCACAGGAGCGAGUGACCAAACUGUCCCCCAGAGAGCACAGCGAGGAGGACCUGAGUCGCCUGUUUGAGGCCUCCAUGAAGCUCUACUGAGAGAAAGAGAAGCGUCACCUCUUAUCACCCUCCCUCUUUAUCUUGUAAGGAUAAUACUCCACUAGCUGCCACUGGGUCAGCACCGUCCCUCACAGCCAGACGGUCCCGGGUCUGGACCCCGGGCCGUCCCAGCAGCGUGGUUACAUGCGGACGACACAUUUGGUUGUAACCCACAAGGACAGAAUAAAUAAAGCGGAUGUCUUUGUGCCGGCCCGGGGCGUGGCGGGUGUGACGGCUGACGGACAGGCUUACUUCCUUCCUGGGCCUGUGGUGCGCCGCCGUGGGUCAGACAGUGUAGACGCUACACUCUGCAGUCACCCUACUGGCAGACACACACACAGACACACACACACACAGACACACACACACACAGACACACACACACACACACACACAGACACACACAGACACACACACACACACACACACACACACACACACAAGACGGUUGGGUGCCAUGGCAGCUAAUGCAGUAUUAUCCCUUCUGUCCUGCCACCUGCGUAUCCAUGAGAGAUGGCAGGAGGGUGUGAAAUCCUGAUUGUUUCUUCUUAAAGUCCGACGAGUUGACCCCUGACCUCAGUCUUUAUUUGCUUAUUGCUGUUUUUUUGUACAUGAGAACAGAAACAGAUUAAAGCGUGUCUGUGAGUGAUAGUGAUUCUGGAGUGAGAGUGGAGACGGUUCUCUGGUCUAGUUUGUGGAAGAGGACUAAAUCUAAAACAGUC